Monoraphidium neglectum is the source of this 4095-nucleotide messenger RNA. RefSeq names its product Ca2+ transporting ATPase, plasmamembrane. Gene Ontology annotation, molecular function: ATP binding; ATP hydrolysis activity; P-type calcium transporter activity. The transcript is spliced from 12 exons. Gene Ontology annotation, cellular component: membrane; intracellular membrane-bounded organelle. NCBI's taxonomy places the organism in Eukaryota, Viridiplantae, Chlorophyta, Chlorophyceae, Sphaeropleales, Selenastraceae. Bases 1 to 4095 code for a protein of 1364 amino acids. The record is from RefSeq and is a predicted model, not a curated record.
AUGUCGUGGCUCCGUGGCCGGCUAGCGCCCUCACCUGCGAUCCCCGGCAACUGCCAUCUCGUGUCGCUGCGCCGCACGUGGCCGGCGCACCGACGCGCGGCGCUCGCGCCGGGCAGGCGGGACAGGCGCGCACACGGGCAGCGGGCUGUGGCGCCGCGGUCAGAGGGGCGCGCGUACGAGGGAGGGGUACGCGUGGAGGUGCCAGACAGCGAUGCCGUCAGCCGAAGCGGCAACAGCUCCGACUCCGAUGCCGGCGCCGCGAGGGCGGCCAACGGCAGCAGCCCAGCCGCCCACAGCACGAGCAGCAACGGGGGUGGCGCAGCCCGCGGAGACCGCAGCAACGGCAGCGGCGGGGGCGGCGGGGGCGGCAACGCAGCGCGGCGCAAGCCUCGCCAGCCGGCUGUGGGACUGCUGCGGCCGCAGUCGCAGCUGCAGCAGCAGCAGCAGCAGUCCCCCGGUGUCGGUGGCGGCAGCGGCGACCCUCGUGAGGGUGCGAGCAGCGGCACCUUUGGCAUAUCGCUGCAGGAUCUCCAACGCCUUCUCAGCGCCGCCGCCGACGGCCGCCGCUCCGCGUUCCCGCCGCUCCCCCCUCCGCUGCUCGGCGCCUGCGCGCCGCCCUCGGUCGCGCCCGCCGACGCGGCCGCGGCGCGUGCGGCGGCGCUUGCGACCGCGCUGCGCAGCUCCCCGCGCCGCGGCCUGCAAGAGGCAGACCCAGCAGACCAUGCCGCCCGCGCGGCCGCAUUUGGCACCAACAGGCUGCCUGAUGCCGCGACCAGCAGCCUGUGGCAGCUGCUGCUCGAGGCCGCAUCUGAUGCAACAAUGCUCAUGCUGAUGGCGGCCGGGGCGCUGAGCCUGGGCCUGAGCGCGAUGACUCAUGCAGAGGCUGCUGACUACAUUGAUGGCGCCGCGAUCCUGGCGUCUGUCGUGAUCUGCGUGGGCUUUGCCGCCGGCACCAACUACUCAAAAGAGUCAAAGUUCAGGCGGCUCAACGCGGCAAAGGACGACGUCGCGCGGGCCAAGUCGCCCCCGCCGGCCCUUGGCAACGCCGCCCAGCAGCACCCCGCCCUUGGGCCCCUGCACACCGACGCGCCGCCACCACCUCCGCCCCCGCCCCGGGCGCGCAACCAGGUUCGCGUCGUGCGCGGCGAGCGGGAGGCCCAGAUCUCUGUUUUCGACCUGCUGGUUGGAGACAUCCUGCUGGUGGAGGCUGGGGACAUCCUGCCGGCAGACGGCCUGCUGCUGCCCGGCAGCGGCGAGCUCAAGGUUGAUGAGAGCCAGCUGACCGGGGAGAGCGAUGACGUCAUCAAGGACCCAGUCACUGCCCCCGUCUGCUUCAGCGGCUCAAAGCUGGGCAUGGCCGCUGCGGCCGGCACGCUGCUGUUCAACUGCGCGGCCCACACCGCCGACCUCGCCGCCGCGGGCCGCCUCGCGGCGCCGUGGCUGCUCGCGGGGGACGACCUGCAGCGCUACCUCGAUUUCGUCAUAACCUCGAUCACGCUGCUGGUGGUCGCGGUGCCCGAGGGCCUGCCGCUGGCGGUAACGCUGGCGCUGGCGUUCAGCGUUCAGCGGAUGCUGCAGGACAACAAUUUGGUGCGGCACCUGGACGCGUGCGAGACCAUGGCGGGGUGCACCACGAUUUGCAGCGACAAGACGGGCACCCUGACGGCCAACGACAUGAGGGUGACUCAUCUCAUGGUGGACCGCGCAAUGUUCAGAGUCCGCCGCUCGGCUACCGCCGCCACCAACACAGCCCCUAGCGCCGGCGCUCCCGGCGCCAGGAGCGGCGCGCGCGCGGCGACCGCACCCGUUGCGGCCGCCGCCGCUGCGUCGGAUGAGCAGGGGCCGGGCGGCGGGGCGUUGGGGGCGGCGGAGGCAGGGGAGAGUGGCGACAGCCUGUCUUGGUUGGUGCCAGAGGUUGCGAUGGAGCCGUGCUCCUCGAUUGAUAAUGGCGCUGCUUUCAACGGUGGAAAAAGCAGCAGUAGCAACGGCAGGAGCAGCGGCAGCAGCAGCAGCAGCAGCAGCAGCAGUGUCAGCCCUCGCGCCAGCGUCAGCGCCGCCGCCAGCGUCGACGCCGCGCCCGCCGCUGCCACCCUUGCUGCCCCUAACGCGGGCGCGGGCGCGGCCGCCGCGCGGCCCGGCGGCGCAACCCGCAGCAGCGGCAGCGGCAGCAGCAGCAGCAGCAGCAGCAGCAGCAGCAGCAGCAGCAGCAGCAGCAGCAGCGGCGACGCGCUGUCCACGAUGGGCGUGGACCGCGCCACCUGCGUAAGCCUCUCCCUGGACGGCUGCGACGAGCCGCUCCUGCGGCAGCUGCUCGCCGACCGCAGCGGCAGCUUCCCGCCGGGCGCCGACGCGGCGCGCGGCACCUCUCGCGGCGGCGGCGGCGCCGCAGCCAGCGGCGGAAGCUUCCACGGGCUGUCGCCGCGCGUGCGGGACCUCUUGGUGGCAAACAUAACGCUCAACAGCACGGCGAGCAUCCGUUUUGAUGCAGAGAGCCGCACCAUGGACAGGAGCGGCAACAGGACAGAGUGCGCGCUGCUGGAGUUCGCGUGCCGCCUCAGGGGGCGCCGCGAGGCGCUCUCGGCCGCGCUGGGCAGCCGCGCGAGGGUCGUGCGGGCGCUGCCCUUCACGAGUGCGCGCAAGCUCAUGGCGGUUGUUGUCGCAGACGCUAACGAGGACGCUGAUGGGGACGGAGGCGGCAGGGCUGGAGGCGGCGGCGGCGCGGGGCGCGGCGCGACGGCGUUCGUGAAGGGGGCGGGCGAGAUACUGCUCGACCGCUGCAGCCACCGCCUCGCCGCGGACGGCUCAGAGGCCCCCCUCGGCCCGGAGGAGCGCGCCGCCCUGCGCGCCCAGUGCGGCAAGGGCGGCCUCCGCGUCCUCGCGCUCGCACACAAGCGCCUGCAGCUCGACCCGACGCCCGGCGACGGCGACGGCGGCACCGCCGGCCACUCCUCCGCGCCGCCGCCGACCAACGGCCACCGCCACCGCCGGCCGCGGCGGGAGCGCGAUGUCGGGGCCGCGGUUGGAUCCGCUGGGGUGCUGGAUGAGUCUUCGGUCGAGUCGGGGCUCGUUUUGACGGGGUUGGUCGGGAUCGAGGACCCGCUCCGGCCCGAGGUCCCGAAUGCGAUCCGCGACUGCCAGAGGGCCGGAAUUCUUGUGAGGAUGAUCACCGGCGACAAUGCGCGCACCGCGGCGGCGAUCGCGCGCGCGUGCGGCGUGCUGCCGCGCGGCUGGUCCGAGGAUUGCGCCAGUAGCGGCGGCGGCGGUGGCGAGGGGGACACGGACGCGGAGGGCGGUGCCGCGCAGCCGCUGCAGGAGCGGGCGGAGGCGGCGGCGGCCGGCGCGGUCGCCGCGGCUCGCGACGCCGGGCGGCGGGCGGCCGCCCUUCAAGGCACGGGCGGCAGCAGCAAUGGCAGCAGCGGCGCAUCCGGCAGCGGCGGCUCCUGGGUGUCCGGGCUGCUGCUCGGCUCCACUCCGGCGCCCGCGCCGCCACUCGUCCUCGCCUCUGCCCCGCCCGGUGGCGCCGGCUCCGCCUCCUUUGACCCGUUUGACCCGCGGUUUGACCCGCGGCUGGCCGUCCUGGAGGGCCCCACCCUGCGGCGGUUGGUGCAGCGGCCCGACGGCUCGGUGGACCUCGAUGCUUUUGCGGCGCUGUGGCCGCACGUGCGCGUGCUCGCGCGCUGCAGCCCGGGGGACAAGCACAUGCUGGUCGAGGCGGUGAAGGCUCUGAGGGCGCAGGGGCGGCUGGACGAGGUCGUCGCGAUGACAGGCGACGGCACCAACGACGCGCCCGCGCUGGCGGCGGCGGACGUAGGGUUUGCGAUGGCCGCGGGCACGUGCAUCGCGCGCGACGCGUCGGACAUACUGCUGCUGGACAACAACUUCAGGUCCAUCGUGAGCGCCGUCAAGUGGGGCCGCAAUGUGUACGCGUCAGUCACCAAGUUCCUGCAGUUCCAGCUCACAGCCAAUGUGGUGGCGGUGUCCGUCGCUGCGGGCGGCGCGGUGCUGCUGCGGUCGUCCCCGCUCAGCGCGGUGCAGAUGCUCUGUUCGCCGGGGGCUCAUUUCGAGGUCAUCUGUUUUUGCUGGAGCACCGGCUGA